Molecule: messenger RNA, 1766 nt
Organism: Clunio marinus
Lineage: Eukaryota; Metazoa; Arthropoda; Insecta; Diptera; Chironomidae
Source: the annotation of a GenBank genome assembly
AAAAUCCCCAUCGGAUAAGUAAAUUGUGAGUAACUUAAUUUUGUCAAAUUCAAGUAAUGUGAAAGCUCAUCAGCAAAAAAAAAGUCAUAGCUUUGAAAUAACUCUCGAAUCUUUUAAAUUUUAUGUUCUUAACAGAAUAUCCUCAUUGUAAUUCAAAUCCUUAAGUGAAUUUCUGAAAUUAAUAAAAACAUGGAUAGCCUAAGCUCAAUAUCAAAGUCGACUGUUGCUGUAGGGAUAGCUGGAGCAUUAGUUCUCGGUUAUUGCAUUUAUUUUGACCACAAACGACGAAACGCGAAGGAUUUUAAGAAGAAACUUUAUCAGAAACGACAAGAGCGUGAGAAUCGUAAAAAUAAAGUAGGAAAAACAAAACUGCCAGAUUUUAAUGACCAUGAAGCAGUUCAAAGAUACUUCCUCCAUGAAAUUCAAAUGGGAGAAGCUCUUAUAUCACAAGGUGAUAUUUCAAAUGGAGUUGAGCAUUUGGCAAACGCUGUGAUAGUUUGCGGACAACCUACACAGCUUCUCCAAGUCCUUCAGCAAACACUUCCUGCUGAAGUGUUCACGCUUCUGAUUCAUAGAAUGAGAGAUUUUCAGUCAGAGAAUCAACCAACCCCUGGAAUGAAGCUUGCUGAAAGUACCAAUGACGAUUUGGAAAAACGCCUUAAAAUAUUCUUCAAUAUGAUUCAAGAUUACGAACAAGAGUAUGGUGAAAUGACAGCCGAACUCUUAUGUCUUUUAAGAAAGUUUUUACAAUCAGAUCCCGACGAGAGAAGUAACUCUAUAAAAGAAAUAAAAGAAAAAAUAGAAGCAUGUCAAGAGUUACUGGAGCAAAUGACUAUUGAAUCUUACCAACAUACAAAUACUGACAUAAGAUUAAGUCAACACGCCAGGAUUAGAUCUUACAGAACUGAUUUGGAGCGUUUUGAAGAAGAAUUUAAAAGAGCUAAAGAUAGUUUCAACAAUACGCCAAAGACAUUCCUUGAUGAUUCCGAAGUUGGUAUCGAUUACAGUCAACGAGAGAAAUUAUUAAAUAAUACAGAAAGACUUGAACGAACUGGUAAUAUAAUGCAAGAUGGAUAUCGAACUCUGAUUGAAACUGAACAGAUUGGAGUUCACGUUAUGGCAAAUCUAUUGGGUCAACAUGUUUCUGCUUUUAUCGUUCCGCAAGAAAUUCCAUCCUUGUUAUCUCUUGUUUAUUCAAAUAUUCCGCCAAUUAAAAAAGGGACCGAUUCAAGAGUUGGUUUUGGUUAUCGAUUAGGUGACCAUGCUGAUUUUCAGGUACAAUUUGAGAUAGGACCGCAAAAAGAAACUCAAGCAAUAGGAUCCGGAUCUCUAAGAAAACGAUACACAAAUCCUACGGAGGAGUUCGAAGCCAAAAAAGCUAACAAGAAGGAAGAGUUCAAGAAAGGAGAAAAACAAAACCAAACUGGGUGGCUUCAAACUUGGCUUAAAAAAGUUAACAAGGAAGAACCGGCAGCAGCUACAGAAUCAUCAAUGCCAAAAAAUAAACCAAUCGUAUCUUCCGAUGUGCUGAAACAACUUCAAGUGUUGUAUCAAAGUGGACAACAAACUGUUAUCGAAAUUCAAGCUAAAGAUACUGCUGUAGGGAAUCUUUCAGGUUUAUCAAAUCCUGAAACAAUUUGAAGAGUUGACACUGCAAAAUAAUCAUGGGAUAGGAUUUAGGUAUUUAUUAUUGGUUAGACUUUAUGUGUUAUGUAAAGUGGUUAAAAAAAACUAAAGCAAUAAAUAAUCUAUUUAUAUACAAAUUU